AUGGAUUUAUCUGAGAGCUCAUCAACAACAAUCCGUGGUAGGGGAAAGAAUAAAAGGAAGUUGACUGUUGCUGAGGAUGAUGAAUUGAUUAAAGCCUUGCAUGAGAUAUCUUUGGACCCAAGGUGGAAGGGUGAGGGAGGCUUUAAGAAUGGAUAUUGUUCAGUGCUUGAGACUCAUCUGACUGAAAAGUUACCUAACUGUGGAAUAUCUGUUGUUCCCCACAUUGAGUCAAGAGUAAGGCAUUUUAAAAUAAAGUUCAGGGCACUGGAGGUAAUGCUUAACAAAAAUGGCUUCAACUGGGAUGAGAAUAGAAAGAUGCUUCAAUGUGAAAAAACACAGUAUGAAGCACAUUGCAAGUAUCAUCAUGAAGAGAAGGGCCUAUAUGGUGUUGCUUUCCCUUAUUAUGAUUCAUUGGCUGCCAUAUAUAGGAGUGACAUAGCUACUAGUGAAGGCGCAGAAGGGCUUAGUGAAGUAGUUGGAAACAUAGAAAAAGAACUUGCAGUUGAAGGUGGUAAUCAUCAAGAGGAGGAGGAGGAUAGGAUGUCUAGAGAAACCCCUAGAAGCUCUAAUGACUCAGCUUCAUCAAGCUUGAAGAGGUAG
Molecule: messenger RNA, 600 nt
Organism: Setaria italica (foxtail millet)
Lineage: Eukaryota; Viridiplantae; Streptophyta; Magnoliopsida; Poales; Poaceae
Exons: 2
Coding region: 1-600 (199 amino acids)
Source: RefSeq, a predicted model, not a curated record